AAUUCAUGGUCCGACAAAGGAUUCGAAUGCUGCCAUGAAUGGAGCAGACAAACCUUCGAUUCCCCCACUGAUUUUGCAGCUAUCUGUCCCUCUCUCUCUCUCUUACAUACACUCACUCAAAGGCCACCAUCUUUCCACUCUUUAUACCAUUUGUAGUUGCAGGAACAGUGAAUCUUACCUUUCAAAAGCCCAUAUAAUGCAACACAUGACAAACCCUCUCACCCUACUACUUAAUAUAUACUACUCUCAUCCCCACUUUCAUUUCCCAUAUAGACUGCUUUCAUUAGCUAAUAGAAACCUCUCUCUCAUGGAUUUCCAACCCAAUACUUCUCUUCAUCUCAGCCUUCAAUCCAACAAUCAGCCCAAUCUAGAUCUUGUCCUAGAGCCAACACCACCUUCUUUGUCCUCAUCAUCAUCAUCAUCAUCAUCACAUCUUAGCCAUUCAGAGCCUCGAAUAUUCUCUUGCAACUAUUGCCAAAGGAAAUUCUAUAGUUCACAAGCACUUGGGGGCCACCAAAAUGCUCACAAGCUAGAAAGAACUUUGGCCAAAAAAAGUAGGGAGCUAAGUUCAACUAUUCGACCUCAUGGAGGACCAACCUAUCAUAAUCGGUCAGGACCCAAUAAUAUUAGUGGUCCAAGUCAGUUUCAUCACAUUCAACCACCUAUUGAACAUCAUGGAAAUGCUGCUAGGUUUGCUUCUGAUCAUACUUGUUAUGGAAUGAGAGAGAUGGAGUAUGGUUCAAGAGAAGGAGCUGGUUCUUCUUGGCAUAAGGGAUAUAGGCCUACAGAGAAUGUUCAAGAAGAGUUCAACCAGCUUGAUUUGUCUUUGAGGCUAUGAAUAUUGUACUCUUUCUCAUUUUCAUUAUUAUAUAUUUAUAUAUGGUUCACUAUGAUGUAUUGCAAAUAUUCACAGAAAGGAGAGUGGUAGAACUAAAGGGUCACAGUAAUUAAGAAUGCUCUUAAGCAGAGAAGAACUCUGUCACAGUAGGAGUUGCUGAUUUUCAUGUGUCCCAGGGAGGUAUCGGCUAAAUUUACUGUAUUGUCAUCAUUUGUGAUCUAUAUGAGCCAUCAAGUAAUGAA
Messenger RNA from Quercus lobata, 1080 nucleotides. RefSeq names its product zinc finger protein 2 (gene ZFP2). The record is from RefSeq and is a predicted model, not a curated record. Gene Ontology annotation, biological process: negative regulation of abscisic acid-activated signaling pathway. Bases 35 to 838 code for a protein of 267 amino acids. NCBI's taxonomy places the organism in Eukaryota, Viridiplantae, Streptophyta, Magnoliopsida, Fagales, Fagaceae. The transcript has a single exon.